UAUCAGUACAGACAAUGAGAGCUGUUAUUCAGCGUGUGACAAACGCAAGUAUAUUAAUGAACCAAAAGCUGGUCACUGCGAUAGGACCAGGUCUUUGUAUCCUACUGGGGAUAUCCAGAGAUGACACGAUUCGAGACGUUGAAUACAUGGCUCAAAAAAUUGUCCAUUUGCGGCUGUACGAGGGGAAGCCCACUCGCAGCAUAAUGGAUUUGGAUUACGAAAUACUCUGUCAGAGCCAAAUCAGCUUAUACAACAAGCUGAAAGGGAACAAAGUCAGUUUCCGUAAUGCUAUGGAUCCUAAAUAUUCAAACGACCUGUUCAAACAAAUGUUACAAAGAUUAAGGGAAAUAUACAAACCCAGCAAAAUAAAAGAGGGAAAAUUUGGAGGCCACAAAGAGAUGACUUUAGUUAACAAUGGUCCUUUUACUGUUAUAUUAGAGUCCCCUAAAACAUCUGAACAAGGAAGUUCAGAUUUGCUAAAAAACAAAUUUGAAAAAUAAAGUUU
Molecule: messenger RNA, 505 nt
Organism: Homalodisca vitripennis (glassy-winged sharpshooter)
Lineage: Eukaryota; Metazoa; Arthropoda; Insecta; Hemiptera; Cicadellidae
Product: D-aminoacyl-tRNA deacylase-like
Exons: 4
Coding region: 15-500 (161 amino acids)
Biological process (GO): tRNA metabolic process
Cellular component (GO): cytoplasm
Molecular function (GO): D-tyrosyl-tRNA(Tyr) deacylase activity
Source: RefSeq, a predicted model, not a curated record